AAUAGCUUCCAUACGAGGCAAGGACCCACAUCCCGAAGCACCCCACUUCAGCUGAUUUGCCAGCCUUAUCCGUUAACUCAAGGCAGCGGUUUCGGGUGGCGGGGUUAAUAACUUGAGAGGAGAGUGGGCUGCUUGCUUCUGCGACAACGUCCACUUGCAGAUACGCGCUGGAGAAACCCGUUCUCUGGCGUGACCUCCCUUCGUUAGAAAACCCAGUAACUGAAUGCAGCACCGCAUAACACCCGCGGCCAUGCCGGGGCUCACAAUCGCCACCGACGUCCAACCGCCCACCACAGGGAACCGUCGCACAUCAGUCUCGUCAGGGAGGGAAUCGCCGUCGCGUCCCGAAAUCAGCCCCAUCACGCCGACCCUUGAGUCGGCACAGUUUCCCGCGCAGCCCGCCUCUACGGCAACAGCAACAGCAACAGCAACAACAGCAGCAGUAAACAACACAAUGCCAGACUUUGCCCGCGACCGGCCAAUUUUGACCCACACAAGCCAAACAGACCAGGUCGGCAUCGAUCCUCCGCCGGCGCAGCCCAUCGACUUCGAUUCGAACCCGGACGUGCUAGCGCUGAAGAGCGCCAUAUCAAUCCUACAACUCCAGCGCGCGCGCGCGACGGCCGACAUCCGGUCCCUGAGCAAGGCCAGGGAUGCGGCGCUCGCCGACCCCCAGGCCUUCGCCGCCGAUCUGGCGGCGGGGCGUGUGCAGGUCGAAGGGGACCCUUUGUUCUCGGGAACACGGGCGAGCGGGCCGGCCGAGGAAGACUCGGACGACGACUCCGAGUCCGACGCGGACGAGGGCGAGCAACAGGACGGGAGCGCCAGGCAGGAAGCGACGCCGGAAUCCGAAUCCAAGCCCGAUGGCAGCACACCCCCGGCGGACGGCGCCGCGGCACCCACCAGAGGUAACCAACCCAAAGGCAAGCGAAAACCGAGCGCGGCAGCAGCAGACCCGGACGCCGCCAAACCACAGCCGUGGCAGCGACUCCCCCGGCCGCAGAACGUCGUCCGCUGCCCGCCCAUCAACUGGGAAAAGUACGGCGUAGUGGGCGAGUCCCUCGACAAGCUCCAUGCCGAGCAAGUCGUUGCCCCGACGCCCGGAUCGCCCAUGGUCCUGGGUCCAGGGGGAACCUACGAGUUCAAAGCCGGCGGGUCCGCCGCGGAUCAGAGUCGGGGUGCCACCACGGCCGGCGAGCAACCGCGGCGUUUGGUCGGGGUAGCGGCUCCGUAUAACCCCUUGAGGGAUAAGCUGGAGAAAAGGGGAAAGGUGGGAAGCGCUGAGAGCCGCCCUCACCCCCCCUCCCCCGACCCAACCUUCAACAAGCAAGAUCUUCAUGAGAGUGUAUGAUGAGUAUGAACGAUCAGCAUGGGUUUGUAGCAUGGCGUUUUGGGAUAUCGGAUUGUUAUCGCUUGAGUCUGGGCGUGCAGUCAGGGAAAGAUCCAGAAUUAUGGUAAAUCCUAUCUAAUCCCUCUUCAGGUCAUGGCGCAUGGCGCAUGGGAACGGCCGCAUGGUGGUAUUGGGUAUUCUGUAGGCAGACAUAGAGUGCUCAGCGCGUAUCGCGCGCCAAAUCCGGAUUCACAAACAUGGAUAUCUACUCAUUGCGUCUUCGCUGAAAUGAAGCUAGAAGCCUCAUGUGCUAUUCUUCUGCAGAGAGACCAGAUCGUCGAUUAUCAUCACACCCUGUAAAACAAAACCGGACCGCCUACUCAUAACUCCAUCAAGACUGACCCUGCCUCGCCUCCCAAUCCCGUGUCCGAACGCCAAACGGCUUGGUUUGGGGUUCUUUAGACCCAACCAGCUAAUGCCAUGUAUCGAUAAGUCGAGAGAAGAAAUGCAGACACGCGAAUGGAUAUAGUGCUCCUUCAGAAGUCCCUACCUGAGAUU
Molecule: messenger RNA, 1888 nt
Organism: Thermothelomyces thermophilus ATCC 42464
Lineage: Eukaryota; Fungi; Ascomycota; Sordariomycetes; Sordariales; Chaetomiaceae
Exons: 1
Coding region: 455-1351 (298 amino acids)
Source: RefSeq, a predicted model, not a curated record